Messenger RNA from Hydractinia symbiolongicarpus, 2964 nucleotides. RefSeq lists its product as uncharacterized. NCBI's taxonomy places the organism in Eukaryota, Metazoa, Cnidaria, Hydrozoa, Anthoathecata, Hydractiniidae. Bases 1060 to 2184 code for a protein of 374 amino acids. The transcript has 2 exons. Gene Ontology annotation, molecular function: catalytic activity. The record is from RefSeq and is a predicted model, not a curated record.
AACAACAAACAUGGCAGCUGGGCUGUUAGUCUCCAGCUUUAAAAAAUUGACUCAACAUUAAAAAAGAUUAGGGAUUGUGAUAUUAUUUAUAUAUAUAGCUAGUUAUUAUUAUUAUAUGUAACAUAAGACACCAGGAAUAGAUAGAAAUUUAAGUUUUUAGUUGCAUGUAAAAUACAGGCAAAUGUUAACUACCUUUACUGAUUUGUUGUAGCAGACCACGAUGCAAAUGUCACUAGAUUUACUGAUUUGUUGACGUUGUAGCAGAUUGGACAUAAAGGUAGCUAGCUACCUUUUCGCUAAAGUAAUGCAAUAAGUAAUAAGCCUUUUUUCCCUUCUGUAUAUGAAACAGCCUACUAUGUUUAAACUACUUUAUGUUGAGUGUACAAAGGAAUAUAGUAAUUAUAUUGUUGUUUUUUUUUUUUUUUGCUUUAGUUUAGCUAGCUACAUAUUGCUAAGUUAGUAGUGAUAACAGUGCAAAUGUUUCAAGUCAGUUUUGGAGUUAUUUUUAUCAAUGUCAUCAUCACAUUGUAAUGGCUGAAGUUGUUAAUACACCCUUGCGUAUAGAAGACAUAGAAAGCAGGAAUUUCUUGCUUGAUUCCUUUUUAUCAUCAGAAAAAGUUGCCAAAGUGGUGCACGGCAAUUUGAUGUAGUGUGAUCCCUUUUCUGUCUAAUUAAAUAAUUAUCUAAACUUCUAAGCAAGUCACAGUGAUGGCGUUUAAUGUUUUGGUAGUUAUGGUUUUUCCCAGCAAAAUUACGGCAACCUGGUGUUUACUUUUGACUUGAUUGCUCGACCCUGGAAUCCUAAUCCGAAACCGGGAUUUUUUGAAAAUGUUGGAAUAAGCGAGACAACGGUGUCUUAGCAAUUUUGAAGCUAGCUAAAGUUUGGCAGAGCACGAGUUAAGACUUUGGAUUCAUAUUAAAUGCAAUGGUCUCAAUGCUGAUGAUUAUAUAUCUCUCCAAAACUCUGAUGAACUUUGGUUCUGCUGUAAAUGUAUCAACAAAAUUCUCCCCUUUGGCUCAACAACUCCCCCCUUAGUUUAUGACAAGAGUCUUUCCUCUAUGGAAAUGAAAAGGUUUCUCUCCCAGCUCAACUCUAUUGAAAUCAACGAGGUCCCCCAUCCUGAAACCAUGGGUGGUGUCAACUGCAAAUAUUACGAUCCAAUUGAAUUCUCUGCCCUUCAAGUUAAUUCUGAUAAAUUCUCCCUUUUUCAUAUGAAUAUCGCCUCUCUGUCUAAACAUAUUGAUGAACUAAAGAUUCUGUUAGGUCAACUUGGGCAUGACUUCAGUGUUAUUGGUAUCACUGAGACCAAAUUCCAGACUAAAAUCCCACCUAUUAACUGCGAUCUAUCGGGUUAUUCCUUCACGCACACACCUACUGAAGGUGAAAAGGGUGGUGCUCUUUUGUACAUCCCUAAUCACUUGCAAUUUAUUGAACGUCCCGACCUGGAUACUCUUGCAUAUAAAAGCAAGGAGCUUGAAUCUAAAUUCAUUGAAAUUAUACGGGCCAAAGAUAGAAACAUGAUUGUUGGAUGCAUCUACAGACAUCCCUCGAUGUCUGUUGAUGAGUUCAACAAUCAUUUUUUAUUGCCUCUUCUUGAGAAAGCGUCUUCAGAUAACAAGUCUAUCUUCCUCCUUGGAGACUUUAAUAUUGACCUUCUAAAGUCUGAAACAGUCAAAGAAGUGUCCGAUUACAUCGAUAUUACUUCGCAAUUUAACUUACUCCCGCAUAUAAUUCUUCCCACAAGAGUUACUGAAGUUUCUAGCACGAUUAUUGAUAAUAUUUAUUUUAGUUCAGCCAAGUGGGACACUGUGUCUGGUAAUAUUAUAAGUUCAAUAUCUGACCAUUUCCCUCAGUUCUUAGUCUUAAAAAACUUGUCUGCAAUCAAUCCUUUGCACACCUCUGAUGAUAUAUUUGUUCAUGAUUGGAAGAAAUUUCAUCACAAUGACUUUCUCACCGAACUUCACAAUAAAAAUUGGGAUGAUAUCCUACAAUUGAAUGUAGAUGAUCCCAACUUAUCGUUUAACAAUUUUUACAAUUGUAUCAACAGUCUAUUGGUCAAUCAUGCUCCUCUAAAAAAAACAUGCAACAAAAAAAGAAAAAAAAAAUCCAAUCCUUGGAUUGGGGUCGUCUACAAAUUUCGUAUGAUAUUUUAUACGAAUAUAUACGAAUUUAAUUGCUUUUAAUUCGUAUAAAAAUCGUAUACAAUUCGUAUAGUGUUAAAUAGUUAUACGAUUUUUAAAAAAUCUAAUACGAAUUUUAUACGAUUUUCAUACGAAUUGUCAUACGAAUUAUAUUCUCUUUUAUACGAUUUUCAUACGAAUUGUCAUACGAAUUAUAUUCUCUUUCAUACGAAUUGUCAUUCGAAUUAUAUUCUCUUUUAUACGAAUUUUCAUACGAAUUAUAUUUCGUUUUUACACUUUUAAAAUGCGAUCUAACAAAAACACUUCUAUCGCCAUUUUUCGUUUUUCAACUUUUAACAUGCGAUCUAAAAAAACAUUUCUAUCGCCGUUUUUCGUUUUAAAACUUUUGAAAAUGCGAUCUAAAAAACACUUCUAUCGCCGUGUUUCGUUUUUAAACUUUUUAAAAUGCGAUCUAAAAAAACAUUUCUAUCGCCGUUUUUCGUUUUUCAACUUUUAACAUGCGAUCUAAAAAAACAUUUCUAUCGCCGUUUUUCGUUUUUCAACUUUUAACGUGCGAUCUAAAAAAAAAACAUUUCUAUCGCCGUUUUUCGUUUUAAAACUUUUGAAAAUGCGAUCUAAAAAAACAUUUCUAUCGCCGUUUUUCGUUUUUAAACUUUUUAAAUGCGAUCUAAAAAAAUAUUUCUAUCGCCGUUUUUCGUUUUUCAACUUUUAACAUGCGAUCUAAAAAAACAUUUCUAUCGCCGUUUUUCGUUUUUAAACUUUUGAAAAUGCGAUCUAAAAAAAACAUUUCUAUCGCCGUUUUUCGUUUUUCAACUUUUAACA